Prinia subflava (tawny-flanked prinia) is the source of this 4296-nucleotide messenger RNA. RefSeq names its product zinc finger protein 420-like. The transcript is spliced from 6 exons. Lineage: Eukaryota; Metazoa; Chordata; Aves; Passeriformes; Cisticolidae. Gene Ontology annotation, molecular function: DNA-binding transcription factor activity, RNA polymerase II-specific; RNA polymerase II cis-regulatory region sequence-specific DNA binding. The record is from RefSeq and is a predicted model, not a curated record. Bases 2103 to 3437 code for a protein of 444 amino acids. Gene Ontology annotation, biological process: regulation of transcription by RNA polymerase II.
AAAUUGAGCAAACACGUAAACUGCUUAUAGAGGCAAAAUUGGGUGAGAACCUAAAGAUCAGCAAAAUGAAUGAGGAAGAGCAAUGACAAUCAGAGAGAGCUGAAUGACCACCAAGAAAACGCCCGCGCAGCACAGCAAGUGUCAGUUCUGUUUUCACAGUGCCACCUUCUCAGCUGAUUGUCUUUGUGUCCUCCUUUCUCUCCUGCCUCUCUCUGCCUGCUCUCUUUGUCUCUCAGUGUUCCCUUGAGCCAGGGCAGCUCCCAUCAAAGACCCUGCCCUGACUGAAUUUCCAAUGUAGGAGCUACCACAAGCAUGGAUGAAGUUCUGGAGGCUGGCAGUGAAAUGUCCCUGUAGGAUCUUGCUGCCCUUGGCUUUCGGCCCCUUUUUCAGAGCUUUGCCUUAGGGGUAGGAAGAUCCUUUCCUUGCUGGGAACUGGAAUUCCAGAGCCUUGCAGUGUGUGCCAUGCAGGAGCAUCCAGACUGGGAUCCUGCAGGCUGGGCUCACAUGGACUGGGAUCCUCCAGCCUGGGACUGCACAGAGCGGGACCAUCUGGAUCAGGAGCAUCCAGAGUGGGAUGAUGGGACUGGGACCUUGUAGGGCUGGGAUUGUCUGGGUUGGGAUCAUGUGGACUGGGAUUGCACAGACUGGGAUUGGACAGACUGGGAUUGCACACACUGGGAUUGGACAGACUGGGAUUGCACACACUGGGAUUGCACAGACUGGGGUUGGACAAACUGGGAUUGCACAGACUGGGAUCACACGGGCUGGGAUUUCACAGGCUGGCACCAUCUGGAUCAGAACCAUACAGACUGGGAUCAUACAGACCAGGAUGGCUGCACCGGAAUGAUGCAAACUGAGGCAGUCCUGGCUGGCCCAGGGCUCCCUCUCAGUCCAUUGCUCCCCGAGGGUCCCUUUGAGUCCUGAACGGAGCACAGCCAAAACUGUCCAGAGUGAACCAGUCCUGUUGCCAGUCCUGGUGCUGGUGCCAGCCUCGGUCUCAGUCUUGGUCGUGAAGCGGUGCCAGUCUCGGUGCUGCUGCCAGUUCCAGUUUCAGUUCUGGUCUCAGUCUGUGUUUCCGUCUUGGUCUGGGUCACUCUCACUCUCACUCUCACAGUCGUUCCACUCCCAGUGCUGGUACCAGUGCCGCUCUUGGUCCCGCAGUGCUCCCAGUGCCAAUCUCAGUCUCAGUCCCAGUCCCACAGCAGUGCCAGUCUCGGUGCUGGUUCCGGUGCUGGUCCUUGUCCCAGUCUUGGUCCAGUGCCAGUUCUGGUUCUGGUUUCAGUCCUGGUCUCAGUCUUAAUCCCGGUGCCUUUGCAAUGCCAGUCUGGGUUCUGUGACAGUCUCAGUCUUGGUGCUGAUCUUGGUCCCCAUCCUGGAGACUUUAGACCCUUUUGGGUGAUUUUAGGCCCAACUGGGCAGGUUCAGGGUGGAUUUUAGAUCCCUUUGGAUGAUUUUAGUCCCAUUUAGGUGGGGUUUGCCCCAUUUGAGUGUUUUUAGGCCACAACAGGUACUUUCAGGGUAGAUUUUGUGCUAGUUUGGGAGAUUUGAAAGUGACUUUAGGCCAUUUUGUGAGGGCUUUGAACCAAUUUGGGCAAUUUUAGGCCCCUUUGGUUGGAUUUUAGACCCCUUUGGAUGAUUUUAACCCCAUUUGUCAGAUUUUAGGCCAAACCAUGGGGAGUUAGGGUGGAUUUUAGGCCCCUUGGGGUGAUUUUAUGCAAAUCCUUGUGAGGUUUUUUUGCCUCUUUGGGUGAUUUGAAGCCAAAUGUGAUACAUUUGAGGAUGGAUUUUUGGCCCCUUUGGACAAUUUUCAGCCCCUUUGGGUGAUUUUAGGCCAAACCGGCCCUUUUAGGACUGUGAGUCCCCCUGGCCACCCCCAUUCCCCUCACAGUUCCCGCCCUUUCUCUGACCCCGCCUCAUUUCAUUCCUUCCCUGCCCUUUCUUUGGCCGCGCCUCUCUUUUCCCUUGAGUCACGCCCAUCUGCUGGCGCGGUCUCUCCAGCGCAUGCGCACAUUACCCGCCAGCGUCUCCUCAGCUCGUCGCCAUCUUUGCUCCCGGUCCGCCGACCCGGCUCCAGCGUGUCCGAGACCUACGAUUUCCUCUUCAUGUUCUUGGUGAUCGGCAGCACCGACAAGUCCUGCCUGCUGCACCACUUCAUCAAGGGCAAGUACAAGGAGCUGAGCAUGGAGAGCAGGGAGGACAAAGGCGGCCAGAGAUGGAGCCAGAGUUCAGAGCUGGUGGUCCAUGAGCAGCUUCCUGAUGGGGAGAAGCCCCACAAGUGCUUUGGGUGUGAGAAGAGCUUCAUCUGGCGGUGCCACCUGCUCCGCCACCAGAGGAUCCACACAGACGAACGGCCCUACAAGUGUGGGGAAUGUGGGAAGAGCUUCAGGAAGAGCUCCCAGCUGACUGCCCACCAGAGGAUCCACUCUGGGGAACGACCCUACGAGUGUGGGGAAUGUGGGAAGAGGUUUCAGGACAGCUGUUACCUAAUCCUGCACCGUCGCAUCCACACUGGGGAGAGACCGCACAAGUGCGGGGAAUGUGGGAAGAGCUUCAGGGCGCGCUCCCACCUGAUCCGUCACCAGAAGAUCCACUCGGGGGAGAGACCCUACGAGUGUGAGGAAUGUGGGAAGAGCUUCAGGCACAGAGGGGACCUAAACUUCCACCAAAAGAUCCACACUGGAGAGAGGCCCUACAAGUGUUCUGAGUGUACGAAGGGGUUUCUGACCAGCACCAGGCUCCUCAUACAUCAGCAGACACACACAGCAGAGAGACCUUUCCAAUGCCCCAAGUGCAGGAAGGGCUUCAAGAGGAAAUCCACCCUGACAACCCACCAGUGUGUCCACAGCACUGGGGAGAGGCCCCACAAGUGUGAGGAAUGUGGGAAGAGCUUCAGCCGGAGCUCCAGCCUUAUCUGCCACCAGAGGGUCCACACCAGGGAACGGCCCUACGAGUGUGGGGAAUGUGGGAAGAGCUUCAGUCAGAGGGCACAGCUGAUCCAGCACCAGAACAUCCACACUGGGGAAAGGCCAUAUGAGUGUGGGGAAUGUGGGAAGGGCUUCAGGCAGCUUGCCCACCUGAUCCGCCACCAAAUGAUCCACACUGGGGAGAGGCCCUAUGAGUGUGAUAAAUGCAGGAAGAGGUUUCAGACCAGCUCCCAUCUCCUCGUCCACCAGCGCAUUCACACAGAGGAGAGGCCCUUCCGCUGCCCUGACUGCGGGAAGGGCUUCAAGGAGAACUCAACCCUCAUCAAGCACCGGCGUAUCCACACUGCAGAGAGGCCCUACAAGUGUGAGGAAUGUGGAAAGAGCUUCUCUCAGAGCUCUAACUUGACCAGACACCAACAGAGGCACCGAAGCCAAGAGGGAUGGGUCUGUUACCUCAAAACCACUCAAAACCUGAAGAAGCAAAAUUCCAUUCCACCUGGAAAGGAUCUGUAGGAUUAAUAGGGCCAAGUGCUUGGUCCCCAUGGCCAGCCACAGCAAAUGUCCAACAGCAGUUCCAUCAGCCACUUCCUCCUGCUGGCAUUGGCAGACAUGGGGCAGCUGCAGCUCCUGCACUUCUUCUUCCUGGGCAUCUCCUUGGCUGCUCUCCUGGGCAGGCCUCAUCAUCAGCGCCGUAGCCUGCGGCCACCUCCUGCACACCCCCAUGUUCUUCCUGCUCAAGCUGCCCCUCAGCAACCUGGGCUUCAUUUGCACCACUGUCCCCAAAGUCUGGAACAACUCCCUCUGGGACACCCGCUCUGGUGUCCCUCUGGCCGCGCUGGAGGGUUUGGAGACUGGACAGGGGGGUCUGGGAUCUGUACAAGGGCAUCAGCCAGCCUCACACAGAGCCCAGGGGGACACUGCCUCUGAUCCCUGUCCAUGGGAGUGAAUGCUCACAUUGUAUGAAGAAUCACAAGCCUAAAGAAUUCGAAAUAAGUUGUAGCUAGUUUAUCACAGAGUGUAAAUGUAGAAUCUAGGAUUUUUAGUAUAUGGGCUUGAAGAGGCAAGAUGGAGGAAUUGGGGAGUGGUCCUGUCCUCCUUGUUGUUGUUCUUUUCCCCCAUUUUCUGCUGAGUUGUAUCACAAGGAUUGGUUUAGAGUAGAAAUGACAUGUUAACAUAGGUAGUAAGUAUUGGUAAAAUUCUGUAAAUAAAAAGUACAUUGUGGAUGGUGGUUGGACCAGGGAAACGGUACACAAGGUCCGGGACCCUCUGAUCCGCCCCAAUCCGCCGCAUGUCCUGCUCUGCUGGGGACGCCUUGCAGAGCUGAGAAAGAACUAAGAGAUAAUGAAAGAAUAAACAACCUUGGAAACACGGA